CAACGCUCGGUGAUGCAAUCAUUGCUCCGUUUGCUCCGCUCUUGACCUCCUCCGCCUUUGCCUUUCUUUCGACCACUACAGCUGAGCUACAGUCAGGUUGCAUUUGAAAAAUAUAUAAAUAAAUAUAACAUAUCGGCCAAAAAAAGAAAAGAAAAAGAAAAAUAUAUAAGCUGUUGCCUGAGGCGGUCGCCAAAGAGCCGUUGCAGGGUUUCGUCGUCGAUCGUCGGCUUCUUCUCUCUUUCUCUACACUCUCCUCGUUGCGUGGUUGUUUAUCCUUGAUUGUAACUAGAGAUGGGCAGCAGUCCCGCUCCCUUUUCAGAUAUUGGCAAGAGAGCCAGAGACCUCUUGACCAAAGACUACAACUUUGAUCAGAAGUUCACCCUUUCAAUGCUGAGCUCCAGUGGAAUGGGACUUACAGUGACAGGCUUGAAGGUGGACCAGAUUUUUUUGGGUGACAUAAACACCGUUUACAAGAGUGGAAAUACUAUUGUGGAUAUGAAAGUUGACAGCUACUCCAAUGUGUCUACCAAAGUUACCGUUAAUGAUCUCUUGCCAUGUACCAAAGCUGCAUUUAGCUUCAAAAUACCUGAUCACAAGUCUGGAAAGCUAGAUGUGCAAUACGUUCAUCCUCAUGCAGCCAUUGAUUCCAGCAUUGGCCUGAAUCCUACCCCUCUUUUGGAACUUUCAGCAACAAUCGGAAGCAAGAAUCUGUGUUUGGGUGGUGACAUUGGAUUCAAUACAGGUUCUGCAUCAUUAACAAGAUAUAAUGCUGGGAUUGCCUUGAACAAGCCAGAUUUCUCUAUUGCACUAUUGUUGACGGAUAAAGGACAAGCACUGAAGGCAUCUUAUGUUCAUUCUGUCAGUCCCCUCACAUCUGUUGCUGCCGAAAUGACUCAUAGAUUUUCCACCUACGAGAACAGUUUCACCAUCGGGAGCUCACAUGUUGUAGAUCCAUUAACAGUGGUGAAAACUCGGUUUUCUAAUAGCGGGAAGGCUGCAAUGCUGUGCCAGCAUGAAUGGAGGCCGAAAUCGCUGGUAACCGUUUCUGCUGAGUAUGACCCCAAGGGCAUCAGUGCAGCACCCAGGUUUGGGCUUGCGCUUGCUCUCAAACCAUGAAAAGCAGAUCAGUUUUUUGACUCAGGUGUCCUCGAUUAUUAUUUUAGCAAA
This is a messenger RNA of Carica papaya (papaya), 1167 nucleotides long. RefSeq names its product voltage dependent anion channel 4 (gene VDAC4). The record is from RefSeq and is a predicted model, not a curated record. Gene Ontology annotation, molecular function: voltage-gated monoatomic anion channel activity. Gene Ontology annotation, biological process: monoatomic anion transmembrane transport. Lineage: Eukaryota; Viridiplantae; Streptophyta; Magnoliopsida; Brassicales; Caricaceae. Gene Ontology annotation, cellular component: mitochondrial outer membrane.